AUGGGAGGAAUGAGUCGACGGGGAAGACGCUACUUUUGGUAUACCGAAGGAAGCGGAUUGGGAGGGUGUGAGGGUGAAGGUAGAAUCUUGAAAGAGAACGGGAAGGCGGCGGACGGCGGACGGGAGUCGAGAACAACUCUAAAAAUGUUGAGUUUGGUGCGGGAACGGGGAAUCGGCGGAGAGAUGAACGAAGGUGGAGAAGGAGGAAGGCGAAACGAAUUGGUGUUAGCAGCGGACUCCAACCGGGCCAGAGCGAAGUGGACUUAG
Microthlaspi erraticum is the source of this 267-nucleotide messenger RNA. NCBI's taxonomy places the organism in Eukaryota, Viridiplantae, Streptophyta, Magnoliopsida, Brassicales, Brassicaceae. The record is from the annotation of a GenBank genome assembly.